UCUUUCAGCUAUGAAAGGACUUGCAGUCACGCCUCUAUUAAAAGCUGGAGUGAAAGUUUGAUCCUCCUUCACAACUAAUUGAAAUCAGCAAUCCCUGGGCUAACAUGACUCUCUCCAAAGAUGUGGAGGUUCAGCAACCUACAGCUGAUCUUGGCAGUGUGAGCUUCCAUCCACCUACAAAGGAUAUGGAGUACACCAGCAGUGGCAGCAGCCUUGAGCAGAUGGAUGGAGGGGUCUUUCAGCUUGUGGAGCCCCCUCGAAGGUCCACUGGCAGGCUGAUCAUGCACAGCAUGGUCAUGUUUGGGAGAGAGUUUUGUUACGCUGUGGAAGCGGCCUUUGUGACCCCGGUUUUGCUCAGUGUGGGCCUCCCUAGGAGUUUGUACAGUUUUGUUUGGCUCAUUAGCCCCAUUCUGGGGUUUGUUCUCCAGCCCGUGGUGGGCUCUGCUAGCGACCAUUGUCGCUCCCGCUGGGGGAGGAGAAGACCCUAUAUUCUCGCAUUGGGGAUUCUGAUGGUUCUGGGGAUGACUUUAUAUCUUAAUGGAGACACAGUCAUAUCUGCCGUAUUUAAAGACAGCGGUGGCGUUGAGAAGAGAACUUGGGCAAUAGUAAUUACCAUGCUGGGAGUUGUGGCUUUCGACUUUGCAGCGGACUUUAUUGAUGGACCGAUAAAAGCCUAUUUGUUUGAUGUGUGCUCACACCAAGAUAAGGAGAGAGGGCUUCAUUACCACGCUUUAUUGACAGGACUUGGAGGAGCACUGGGAUAUUUCACAGGUGCCAUUGACUGGGGCUCUACGAUUCUCGGAAAGCUGAUGGGUUCUGAAUUCCAAGUCAUGUAUUUCUUUGGAGCUUCGUGCUUCAUGGUGCUUCUUGUCGUACACUUCUGCAGCAUUCCGGAGGUUCCCCUAGUAGAGAACGACAAAUCUGAGUCCAAGCCCCUCCUGACGCACAAUGGGUUAGGUGCAUACGGCUCUAUAGACAAAGCACAGAACGGCAAUUUUAAGAUUACAGAGCCAAAACUAACAUCUUUACCACACAUAGAUGAUGAUGAAGAGGAAGACCCAAAGGUGCAGAAACGCAUGACCCUUAAGUCCCUGAUUCAUGCUUUGCUAACGAUGCCACCUCACUACCGUUACCUAUGUAUUAGCCACCUAAUUGGCUGGACGGCAUUCCUUUCCAACAUGCUAUUCUUUACAGAUUACAUGGGGCAGAUCGUUUACCAUGGAAACCCAUACGCACCUCAUAACUCUACUGCUUACCUCAUCUACGAGCGGGGGGUGGAGGUUGGCUGUUGGGGCAUGUGCAUCAAUGCCAUCUCAUCCUCAUUAUACUCCUAUCUCCAGAAAGCACUUCUACCCUAUAUUGGGCUAAAGGGCCUGUACUUUGUUGGAUAUUUACUCUUUGGUCUAGGAACCGGGUUUAUUGGACUGUUCCCCAAUGUUUACUCUACAUUGGUCUUAUGUUCCCUCUUUGGUGUAAUGUCCAGUACCCUCUACACUGUCCCUUUCAAUCUCAUCUCUGAGUACCAUCGAGAAGAGGAGCAUGAAUCCCGUUUGCAGGGGAAGACAGAGCACAGAGGGAAGGGGAUUGACUGCGCUGCCCUCACGAGCAUGGUACAGCUGGCUCAGAUCAUUGUAGGUGGUGGUCUUGGAUUUCUGGUCAUCCUAGCUGGAAGUGUGGUGGUAGUCGUCAUCUCCGCCUCCACAGUAUCACUCAUUGGCUGCUGUUUUGUUGCUUUAUUUGUUCGAUAUGUUGAAUAAUAAUAAUAAAAAAAAAAAACUUUCUAACCUGAA
Molecule: messenger RNA, 1790 nt
Organism: Rana temporaria (common frog)
Lineage: Eukaryota; Metazoa; Chordata; Amphibia; Anura; Ranidae
Gene: SLC45A2
Product: solute carrier family 45 member 2
Exons: 7
Coding region: 105-1757 (550 amino acids)
Biological process (GO): transmembrane transport
Cellular component (GO): membrane
Molecular function (GO): sucrose:proton symporter activity
Source: RefSeq, a predicted model, not a curated record